CAACAAAACCUUUCCUGCUCUUAUAAUAAUUAUUUCCUUAAAAACAUAAAAGGUUUUGUCGAUUUCCCAUAAUCACGACGUGAUGUUAUUUGUAGGCAACAACCAGGAAAUCUAGGUCCUUCUACGAGUUCAAACUAUUCGCGAAGAAAGGUUAAGAUAUCAUUGUCACGGUUGUUGAACCUAACAGUCUACCACCAGGUUCACUAGAAUUAUAAUAACGUGCGAAUAAUUGGUAGAUAAAGAUCACGAUAAGGUGGUUUUGACUAGCAUUCAAGGUCAAGUUCGGCUGAAGAAGUUUAUAACAGAAACGAGCUGGUUGUUCUGGUUUAGUAGUGCAGUGGUGUCCAGUGAGUGAAGUGAAUCAGAUGAGACAAUUUAUCUCUGCAUGACACUGGCACACCGGUAAAAUGAAACAAUUUAUAAAACAGGCGUUUGUAGUAAGUGGAGCAGCGCUGAACAUCGCCGGUCAUGGCUGUGCACACGGUUACCCAGCUGUGCUGUUCGCACAACUCAGCGACACGCGGCAUCCACUGCACCUUACAGCACACGACAUGUCAUGGAUAGCCUCAGCGGUAGGCGCCAUGGGUAUCGUCGGCAACUUCAUAUCACCCGUGUUGAUGUCGCGUUUCGGCCGACAGAAGGCGAACCUGAUCUCCAUCGUACCUGCUUUACUCGGCUGGAUAGUCUUCGUCCUAGCCAACAGUGUUCCCAUGUUCCUCAUAGCUAGGCUCCUACAUGGUCUAGCUUUAGGCCUAAGGACUCCUCUAGCAGCUAUCUUAGUAGCAGAAUACACGGACCCGAAAUACAGAGGCGCUUUCUUAGGAACGUUCGCUAUAUCUUUAGGUCUAGGGAUAUUUUUAUCCCAUCUUUGGGGAGCUCAUUUGACAUGGAAGGUGACUGCUAUGGUAUGUGCUGUUUUCCCAGUGAUAGCUUUAGGAAUUAUCAGUUUGUCACCAGAAUCACCAAGCUGGUUGGUGUCGAAGGGAAAAUAUGAUGAGGCGAAGAAAGCAUUUAGAUGGUUAAGAGGCAGUGGCGUGGAGCAACAAGCAGAAUUGGAAGCCAUGAUAGAGGCACAGAAAAGAGAAACGCGAGUUUCAGAAGAGAAACGCGUGGAGAAACGGUUUUUGAAGAGAUUCGUCGACUCUUUAAAAGAUGUGUUGAAGAUCUUCAGGAAAGUGGAGUUUUAUAAGCCUUCAAUAAUAGCUAUAAGCAUGUUGAUAGUAUUUGAGUUUGGAGGAGCUCAUAUGGUCCCAGCAUAUGGAAAUGAGAUCUUGAAAGCAGUUUUAGAUAAGGAAGACGCUAGCGAGGUAGUCUGGCAAUUCACUGUUAUCGAUUUACUUAGAACAGUGUGUGCAUUUUUUGCUAUAUUCCUUUUGAAAAUCUUUAAACGAAGAACAAUUCUGUUCACCAGCGGGCUUAUGACUGUGUUAUCUUUAACUUUAAUCUCAGUAUUUGUAUACUUAAGAAAAGCUGAUGUCUUCUCAAAUUCUUUGUUUUUAGACGCAGCUCCAAUGACAUUAAUGGUUCUUUAUACAUUAUCAUUUUGUUUAGGUUUAGUUCCAUUAACUUGGGUUAUAUGUGGUGAAGUAUUUCCAUUGGCUUAUAGAAGUUUAGGGUCUACUUUAUCUACGUCAUUCUUGACUCCAUCUUUCGUGGUGUCUAUGAAGACAGCUCCUCAUCUAUAUUCCUCGAUUGGAGUUCAAGGAGCUUUCUUAGUAUAUUCAGCUCUAUUAUCAGUGUGCCUUAUUAUAAUUUAUGCCUUAUUGCCAGAGACGAAAGAUCGAACUUUGCAAGACAUUGAAGAUAGCUUUAAAGGCAAACGGGAAAAGGAUGUAGAGUCUGAAAUGAGUCUUAUGCUGGGCAAAGAUAUGCUCAAGUGAAAGCUAUAAAAAAGAAAUAGUAACAACAAGACUACAAAUGCUCUUAUUGUAUAAUAACAUAAUAAUAAGUAAAUAUUAGGUCUCACCACAGACAUAAAAGAAAUUAUGUUUUCUAUGAGAUACAUAGUCUAUGUCCCUACCUGUUAUGCCUAUACAUAAAUUAAAUUUAAAUUGAUACAUGACAAGGACCUUACAGCAUUUUGAACUAGUUGCUACUUAGUUUUAAUUCAAACACUCAGAAAGAGUUAGGUACUUAUAUGUAGUAUGUAUAGGUAUGUAAUGUACCUACAUACAGG
Messenger RNA from Cydia splendana, 2176 nucleotides. Its product is annotated as facilitated trehalose transporter Tret1-like. Gene Ontology annotation, biological process: transmembrane transport. The coding region runs from base 408 to 1880 and encodes 490 amino acids. Gene Ontology annotation, molecular function: transmembrane transporter activity. The transcript is spliced from 4 exons. Gene Ontology annotation, cellular component: membrane. The record is from RefSeq and is a predicted model, not a curated record. Lineage: Eukaryota; Metazoa; Arthropoda; Insecta; Lepidoptera; Tortricidae.